AUGAUUUUCGAUUUUGAUUUAGUUGAAAUGAAUGUAAUAAGAGAAUAUGAAUUUUUAUCAAAAUUAGAAAAUGAUUUCAAUAAAAGUAUGAAUUCAGGUGAAAUUAAAUUCUAUGUAACAUUAAGUGAAAUUAGUGAAACUUUCAUUGAUAAUUCAGAGUGUAAAAAAUUGAAAAAGAAAAUGAAAGAAGAAAAAUCUCGUGUAUUUGCUACGGAAUUCUCAUCACAAAUUCCUGGUACAACCACAUCAACGCUCACUCAAUCUGAUAAUUAUUCUGUAGCAGAAAAUAUCGAUGUACCAACUUUACGUUCAGGAAUUAUUAAUAAUUCAGUUACACGUUCUCAGCAAUAUAAUCCACAAUCUAAUCAAUCAAACCAUGAUUCAACAGAAAUCGUGGAUUUCAUAGAAGACUUACAAAAUGAUGAUGGGCAACCAAAUUUAUCAAAACAAGGAGACAAAUCUUUACAAAAUCGUGUUGAAGACAACUGGACGGAACGAAAUCAAUCUCUACUACCUCAACCUAAAUGGCCGUAUAAUUUUUAUGAAGGUACUAGCCUAGAGUUGUACACUAGCAAAUGUCAAGGUGAUACGAAUGAAAGUAUUGAUAAACUAUAUACAUUGAAUAAUGAAAUACAAAUGGAGAGUUUGUUUCAACAAUCCCGUUUAAUAGUUACGUUGGUCGGUGCAAAAAAUUUAAAAGUUCGAACUAAACUAAAGAAUGUUGUUGCUGUCAGUGAGGCCGAUAGUUGUAAAGCACCACGUGGUCGAUCAACAAGAAGCCAUUCAGAUCAUACACUAAAUGGUUUGGAUGAAGAAAAAAACAAUUUACCUUGUCCAACAGUGUUUUUAACUGUUGGAACCAAAACACAUCAAAGUAAAGUUGUAAUGCAUACAAAAAAUCCAUUAUGGAAUGAACGAUUUGAAUUUCGUGUUCGUCCUGGAAUGAGAACAGUACUUCAGUGUGAAGUAUUUGAUGACUCACAUCAAAAUACCAAUCUGCUCGGUCGAUUUUAUUUAGAUUUUUCGAAAAUUGUCCUUGACUGGACAACAUGUUUCACACUGAAUAAUCAAGAUGGUCGAGGUCAUGGUGAAUUACAUAUUUUAGCUACAAUGACCGGAUUAUUUCCAAUUUCCAAUGCCACUAUUCCUAGAACAUUUUCAUCAGAUCAGUUAAAAUUAGAAACUGAUUCAAUUUAUGGUGAUUUGUCUAAAGAAUCUAUUUCGAAAAGCACAUUAGAUCAAAUAGCUGAAUAUUAUAAAGUUAGAAAUACACUUCGAAAAUGGUCAGAUGUCGGCUGGUUACAUAUUGUUGUAAAUCGAGCGUCUAAUUUACCAGCAAAAGAUCGAAGUGGAAAAUCUAAUGUUUUCUGUGAAAUAAGACUUGUUAAUCGAGUUGUACGAACAUUCACAGCACAAAAGAAUGCUAAUCCUGCAUGGAAUCAAGCAUUUGUAUUUCCAAUUGAAGAUAUGUAUUCUGUUUUGGAAGUACAUGUCUAUGAAGAAGGCAAAGAGUCAUCUGAAUUAACAGGAUGUAUUUCAUUUCCGCUCAUACAACUUGUUAAUCGUAGACAGAAAUGGUAUGCAUUAAAAGACAAAUCAUUGACUACAUUAGCUAAAGGUUCUAUUCUACUACAGACUAUUAUUAUUUUCAAUCCUCUUAAAGCUUCAAUUCGUGCAUUAUAUCCUAAAGAAAAACGUCUAUUUGUUGAAGAUAGUAAAGUUAAACUACGGGAUUUUACAAAGAAGCAUUUACCUCUCUUACAACGCAAUAUUGAUCGUCUUACACCGUAUGUAGAUUAUAUAAAAAAAAGUGGACAAGCUUUUCAUAAACUUUAUUCAUGGGAAAGACCAUUUGUAUCAUUAAUCAGUUUGAUAACAUUUGAAUUGGCUGUUUUAUAUUUUCAACCAUAUAUGAUUGGUUUCUUCUUAGCUUUAUUUAUGAUCAUCAUGUUGAUUGUCCCAAGGAUAUAUUCCACUUCAUCAUUAUUAUUAUCUCCAACAUCAAUAAAUUUUCUUCGAUUUUCUAGAUCUAAAGAUUCAGAUAGUGAGGAGAAUGAAGACGAUGAAGACAUCAUUGAUCCAGAGAUUUAUGGUGACUACUCUGAUAUGGAUGAUGAAGAUGAAGCAAUUUUAAAGAGAAAAAAAGAUAAAAAAACUAGUUUAGCAGCAAAGUUAAAUAAGAUUCGUUCUGUACUCGGAACAUUGCAAGAUAUUGCUGAAUGGAUAACAUCAUUCUUCGAACGAUUGAAUUAUUUAUGCAGAUGGAGAUAUCCUUCUUUGAGUUGUUUAUUCUUGGUGACUAUUUUAAUGAUUUCAAUAAUUCUCUAUUUCAUACCUUUACGAUAUAUUAUUUUGGGAUAUACUCUGAAAAAGUUCACACGUAGAAUGCGCAAUCGACAAAGACCGUCUACUACAUUAUUUAUGGGUAUUUUAAAUAGAGUUCCUAGUAGAAUGGAGAAGAUUUAUUACAGAGAAUUAAGACCUUUAUCUACUCCACCAGCUGAAAUAAGACAAUCAAAUGUGUUAUCAACUACCAAGGUAGGAGGAGUACAAAGUUGUCCAGGAACGAAUGGUUAUCAAAGUAAUGUGGAAUGAUGCACAAAUAUUACCGGAAUAUACAUAUACAUACAGACAUAUAUAUACAUAACAUUAAAUAUAGUAUUGACUUUAUUGAUUUUAUCAGUACUUCUUUUCUUUUAACCUUUUAUGACAUCAUCAAUCACUAUUUCACAGCUGACAGUGAUCAACAAAAUACUGUUUUUUUUUCUUUAUUAUUUGUACUUUAUUGAAUGUUUGAAUUACGAAAUCUUACAAUUACAGCGUUUAUUAUCAUUAUUAAUAUAAAAUAUUAACAUUUAGUAACAUCUCUUUCUCUCUCCCCCACUCUCCCUUUCUCUCUCUCUCUUCUUUCCUUCAUCUCCGUAACUAACUCAUUAUUACUAAUGAAUUUUUAUAAUGUAUCCGUAUACUUUCUAAAAACAAAAACAAAAACAAAACAGAAACUAAUUUCUAUCCAAUCACAUCAUACAUUUUAAACAAAUGGAACUUGAUUGACUCAAUAGAAAACAAAAAAAGGGAUCAUAUUUGAAGUAUUAAAUAUUGAAUUAAGAUAAUAACAGAGCUAAAUACUCUAUUGUAUAACAUUUGAUCAAAGAUGAUUGAGAAGAACUAGUCUUAUUUGAUGAUUUCUUGAAUCUUUGACAUUCUUCUUUGAUAAUAUUGACCUAUUCACAGUUGAUAAAGAUUAUUUUUUUAUAAACAUCAUUACAAAUUUAUUUAUUUGCUUAUUAACCUUAAUGAAAAACGAUUUGUCAAUCAUAUGGAGAAAAUAAUAAUAAUAAUAACAAUAAUAAUAAUAAUGAAUAAAAA
Molecule: messenger RNA, 3369 nt
Organism: Schistosoma guineensis
Lineage: Eukaryota; Metazoa; Platyhelminthes; Trematoda; Strigeidida; Schistosomatidae
Source: the annotation of a GenBank genome assembly